CAGCACAAAGAGACAAAGGAUGCUGUUCGUCGCCAUAUUAGAAAGUUGCUGUGGUGGCCGGCUAGCGAGCAAAUAGCUGCUGUGACGCAUAUUGCUAACAGACCCGGUAUUUUCGCCAUCGCGAGCAGUUAAAUACACUGCGAAUACUUUCUGCAAUCGCUUUAUUUUUUGUUUGCAUUUAUCCAUCAUCAACAUGUCCAGAGACCGAUUUAGGAACCGCGGUGGGUUCCAGCGCAGAGGCGGUGGAGGGAUGCGGGGCGGAAUGGGCAACCCGAACUUCAGAAAUCAAAAUCCACAUCCUUUCCAAAAUCGAGGUCCGCAGCAAGGGAUGAACCAUGGACAGCCGCCAAACCAGGGACCUCCACCCGGCCAGAUAACGCCACAGAAGCCUCAGCCACCCGUUCCGGUAAACCAGCCUGGUGGUCCUGUAACACAACAGUCCCCUGCUCAGGCGAACAAGACGCCGCCACAGGGCCCUCCUGGCCAGCCUAAGAUGCAGUCUCCACCUCCGAAGCCCGGACUCACGUCGCCGCCGAACCAACCUAAUAAGAACCAACAAAAGCCAGGUAUCGGAAACGGCCAGAAACCUGCCCAGGCCAUGAACAAGCCACCGCCGGAACAUCACAAGACUAAGCCAGAGGAGGAACCAACUGAACAGCCGCAGUCAGUUGGUAUCUCUCAAUCUCAGCAGUUGAAGGCGACACUGUCCCUCUUGCGUAAACCGGGAGAGAAGACCUACACACAGCGAUGCCGCCUCUUUGUUGGCAACCUCCCCAGCGAUAUCACCGAUGAAGAGUUCAAAAAACUGUUCGCCAAGUAUGGCGAGCCAAGCGAGAUCUUCAUCAACAAUAGUAAAGGAUUUGGCUUCAUCCGUUUGGAAUCACGUGCCCUGGCCGAGAUAGCCAAAGCAGAACUGGAUGAUGUACCCAUGAAAGGGCGUCAGCUCAGGGUGCGCUUUGCCACACACUCAGCUGCGCUCUCUGUGCGCAACCUGUCCCCCUUUGUAUCCAAUGAGCUGCUGGAGGAGGCUUUCUCCCAGUUCGGACAGGUGGAGCGGGCUGUGGUCAUUGUAGAUGACCGUGGGCGUUCCACAGGGAGGGGAAUUGUAGAGUUUGCUACAAAACCAGCUGCCCGCAAGGCCAUGGAUCGCUGCAAUGAUGGAGUCUUCUUGCUAACCACGACACCUCGUCCAGUUGUAGUGGAGCCCUUGGAGCAGUAUGAUGAUGAAGAUGGUCUGCCCGAGAAGCUGGCUCAGAAGAAUCCCAAGUAUCAGAAAGAGCGUGAACAGCCCCCUCGCUUCGCCCACCCUGGCUCUUUUGAGUUUGAGUACUCUCAGCGCUGGAAGUCUCUGGAUGACAUGGAGAAGCAGCAGCGGCAGCAGGUGGAGAAGAACAUCCGCGAAGCCCGCGAGAAACUGGAAGGGGAGAUGGAGGAUGCCUACCAUGAGCACCAGGCAAACCUCCUCAGGCAGGAUCUGCUCAGGCGUCAGGAGGAGCUGCGUCGCAUGGAAGAGAUGCACAGCCAGGAGAUGCAGAAACGCAAGGAGAUGCAGCUCAGGCAGGAGGAGGAGAGGCGCAGGAGAGAGGAGGAGAUGCUGCGGCAGAGGGAGAUGGAGGAGCAGAUGCGGCGCCAGCGCGAGGAGUCCUACCGGAUGGGUGGCUUCAUGGAUGCUAGGGAGAGAGAGAUGAGGAUGAGUGGAGGCGGAUCUAUGGGCAUGUCAGAUAUGCCAUUCAGCUCACCCAACCAGAAGUUCCCCAUGGGCGGCAUGGGAUUCGAGGGCCACCAGGGGAUGGGGGCGCCUGCAGCUGGGGGCAUGGGUGGUGCCAUGAUGCCCAACGAAAUGCGCAAUGAGCGUUUCCCCCAGGGUGGCCCGGGGGGACCCAGAGGGAUGGGCCCUGGGAACCCCGGAUUUGGGCGGGUUCGUGAGGAGUUUGACGGGCCAGCCAAGAAGCCCCGGUUCUAAUUGUGGUCGUUUUGUCAUAUACAAAAAAGGAAAAGCAGUGCUCUUGUGUAGGUUCUUUACCUGAAGAUGUUGAGUCAAAAAUGUAUUUAAGUUGAGCGUAUUCUUGCAUUUUAGCUUGAAGAAGCAUCAUUUUAUGGCAAGUUUAUGGAUAUUUUUUCCUUUUUAUUUUGUAUUUGAAGUAGUGUAUAAUUGGUUAGCUGGCCAACCAUGGCAACCCCUUACCCUGCCCCGACAAAUAUAAUCUGUCUAGUUAUAUCGUGUUCUGUGACUCAUGUCGUGGUGGUUCAAUUUGUAAGUUAACCUCACCUUUCUAUGGCUGUGUUUUUUGUGCCAUUAAACGUUUUGAAAAUCUGUAACUUUACAAUAAAGGCUGCAAUUGGUUCUUUACUUUCC
This is a messenger RNA of Megalops cyprinoides (Indo-Pacific tarpon), 2356 nucleotides long. It is a transcript of the gene sfpq, whose product is annotated as splicing factor proline/glutamine-rich. NCBI's taxonomy places the organism in Eukaryota, Metazoa, Chordata, Actinopteri, Elopiformes, Megalopidae. The transcript is spliced from 10 exons. Gene Ontology annotation, cellular component: nucleus. The record is from RefSeq and is a predicted model, not a curated record. Bases 194 to 1963 code for a protein of 589 amino acids. Gene Ontology annotation, biological process: regulation of DNA-templated transcription. Gene Ontology annotation, molecular function: RNA binding.